Messenger RNA from Lactuca sativa (garden lettuce), 1343 nucleotides. It is a transcript of the gene PAP28, whose product is annotated as purple acid phosphatase 28. Gene Ontology annotation, molecular function: hydrolase activity, acting on ester bonds. Gene Ontology annotation, cellular component: cytoplasm. The record is from RefSeq and is a predicted model, not a curated record. NCBI's taxonomy places the organism in Eukaryota, Viridiplantae, Streptophyta, Magnoliopsida, Asterales, Asteraceae.
CAAAAGUCCCCAUGAACACUCUCCCACUCUGACUUUUCCAGACACGCACACAAACGAUGCAAUCGAGCCAAACAUGGAUUCAAGCCUUGUUCUACCUUGCUCUCAUCACAGUUUCACUAUAUUUUCUUCAGUUUUAUAUUCUAUCGGAUAGAUUAAUGGUGUCGCAUCACAAAGUUACUCUCAAGAAACAUCCUAAUCUCCCUCUAAGGUUCAAUUCCGACGGCACUUUUAAGAUCCUUCAGGUUGCUGAUAUGCAUUAUGGAACUGGAUUGACUCGGUGUAGAGAUGUUUUGACCUCCGAGUUUGAAUGGUGCUCUGAUCUUAACACUACUUUAUUUCUAAAGCGGAUGAUUGAUGCCGAGAAGCCUGAUUUUAUUGCUUUUACAGGGGACAACAUAUUCGGGUCAAGUACAAACGAUGCAGCAGAAUCUUUAUUCAAAGCUUUUGGUCCAGCCAUGGCUGCCCGACUUCCUUGGGCAGCAGUUUUGGGCAACCAUGAUCAGGAGUCAACUAUGACUCGUGAAGAAUUAAUGUCAUUCAUCUCCCUCAUGGACUAUUCCCUUUCACAACCAAACCCAUUGGACCCCACUAAACAACAAGUUACAACAAACAUCGAUGGGUUCGGGAAUUAUGAUCUGAGAGUACGGGGUCCACCCGGGUCCCACCUAGCCAACCAAACCAUCCUCAAUCUCUUCUUUUUAGACAGUGGAGACCGAGCUGUGGUUGAUGGUUUUAAAACUUAUGGAUGGAUCAAGGAGUCUCAACUUAGUUGGCUGCGUGGUGCUUCUAAGGAACAUAAUCAAGAAAAGUAUGAAUCAGAAGUUUCAACAUCUCCAAUUCCAUCACUAGCAUUCUUCCAUAUCCCCAUCCCUGAAAUCCGUUCCGGGCAGUUCCGGGAAAUUUUCGGGCAGUAUUCUGAACACGUAGCCUGUUCUAUGGUGAACUCUGGAGUAUUGAAGACACUUGUGUCAAUGGGAGAUGUGAAGGCGGUUUUUAUAGGCCAUGACCAUUUGAAUGAUUUUUGUGGGAAUUUAGAUGGUGUAUGGUUUUGUUAUGGUGGUGGGUUUGGGUAUCAUGGUUAUGGUAGGGCCGGGUGGCCUAGAAGAGGUAGGGUUAUACUUGCUGAAUUGAAAAAGGGGAAGAGUGAAUGGAUGGGAGUUGGAAGUAUUAAGACAUGGAAACGUAUUGAUGACAAAAAGUUGACGAAAUUUGAUGAGCAGAUCUUGUGGACAUCAAGUGGACAUCCAUUUUGAUAUGGAUUUUGUAUAUGAACAAUGUUUGUAUAAUGACACGUUUGCUUGAGACAUUUAAUGUGAAUGACAUGGUCACCAUUACAAAACCAA